AUGUCUAUACCAAUAACGAAAUCUUCAAAUCCAAUUCAAAAAUCUUCUCGUAUCGGAAUAAUAGGGGCUGGCCCAGCUGGUAUAUCGGCCGCACAUUUUCUUAAGAAAGAAGGUUAUACAAAUGUCAUUAUCCUUGAAUCGGAUUCACAUAUUGCUGGAAAAAGUUCAACGUGUUACGUUGAUGGUCGUGGUUUUGACGUUGGUGCUUUGAUGGUUGGAAACAAUUAUAAAAAUAUAAAAUCCCUAGCAAAAGAAUUGAAUUGCCAAAUGGAUAAGUUUACCGGAAGAGCUUUAAAUAUUGAUGUUGAUAAUAAUAAAAAUCAAAUCAUGGUUGAUGAUACAGAUAAAAUAUGUAUAUACUCCCAUUUACUACCACACACCAACCAUUAUUUAAAAGAAAGGUCUGCCUACGAAAAAAUUUCUUUGCCGGGUCAUGGAAAUCUUAGCGAAAAUAAUUUAUACGCACCUAUCUCUCAAUGGUUAAAAGAUACAAAAAUGGAAUAUUUAAAAGAUGCGUGGAGCCUUGCCUAUACUUCUGCGGGUUACGGUUAUAUUCAGGAUGAUAUACCUGCAGCCUAUUUCUUAAAAUUCAUUGAAAACUCUGAAAAUAACAUAUGGUAUUUUAAAAACGGCUUCCAAGAUUUCUGGGCCAAGAUGGCAAAGGAUAUCAAUAUAUCAUGCAAUUCAAAAGUCAAAACCAUCGACCGAUCACUCAAACGUAAAAAUUCAGGACCUAUACUCGUAACAGUUGAAAAUACAAUUUACGGAUCCGAACAAACUUACGCCUUCGACCACCUAAUCAUCGCCACAAAUCCAAAACAAACCACCAAAUUUCUCGAUGUUUCUCUGGAAGAAACAAAUAUUUUUUCAGAAAUAAUCACCUACGAUUUUUACACCACAAUUGCAACCGUAGAGGGAAUUUCAACAAAAGUUGGAAUGACCACUAUUCCUAAACAUUGCACGAAUAACUCACAAAUAGGUCACGUGACAGCAUUCUAUUGUGCCCACGAAGGCGUACCAACCUAUUUAUUUUAUGCCUAUGGUAAACAAGGAAUCGCUUCUGAUGAUAUCAUCGGGUAUCUUAAAGAUGAUAUUGAAAAAAUUGGCGGCAAGUUAAAUAAAAUACAUUACCAUAAGAAAUGGGAUUUCUUUCCACACGUAUCCUCCUUAAGUAUGGCACGUGGAUUUUAUAGUAAAGUUGAACGAAUGCAGGGAACUGAUGAGACUUUUUAUGUCGGGGGAUGGCUUGAUUUCGAAUUAACCGAAAACUGUGUAGCGUACAGCAAAGAUUUAGUAAAAAGAUUUUUUAAUCUUUCCUUCUCACAGAACCCUGAACAAAUUUCUUCACAUUUACCAAUACGACAACAAAUUACCCUCAAACCUGUCUCGCAAGCUAAUUGGGGUAUGGUCUUAAGAUUAGCUGCAAAUCGUUAUCCAAAAAAAGUGGCUUACACAUGGGUUGAUGUCAAUCUUCGUGAAGAAGCAAAAUUCACUUACGGUCAACUAUAUCAACAAGCACGUGCAGUCGCCUACUACUUACGAAAUGUUGCUGAAUGUAAAGUUGGUGAUCCAAUAUUAUUAUGUUAUGCUCCCGGUUUAAGCUUUUUGCCAGUGUUGCUCGGUUCUAUGCUUGCCGGCACAAUAGCGGUUCCAAUUGCUCCACCUGAUCUUGAAAAAGAUAUCGAAAGAUUCAUUUACCUAGCAAACAUAACCAAAGCAAAAUAUGUGUUUAGCGACAAAAAUUAUAUGUUAUAUACCAAAAUUCACUCUGUAAAAAAUUUCUUCGGUUUUGGUAAAAAAGUAACUUGGCCUGAAAGUUUAAUUUGGCUUGAAGGAGAAAAAAUAAUAGCAGCAUCAUCAAACAAUUUAUUUGACGAAAAUUUGAUUGAUAAAAUCGAUUCAAAUAAUGUCGCUGUCUUACAGUUUUCAUCUGGUAGUACUGGCGAUCCAAAAGGUGUCAUGUUAACCCACAAAAACCUUUUACAUAAUGUUGAUUUAAUGCAAAAUGAAAUUGGCUUGGACCAUAAUUCUACUAUCGCUUUCUGGGUUCCAUAUAUGCACGAUCUAGGUCUUAUCGGCGGUUUCUUGAAUACGUUGCGUGGCUCAUGCAAAUCUGUUGCAAUGUCACCAUUAUCAUUUUUACAAAAACCAGAAAGUUGGCUUCAGAUGAUCACUAAAUAUAAAGCAAAUUAUACGGCAGCACCAAAUUUUGCUUAUGAACUUGCAGCACGUAAAUGUUCCGAUUCAGUUCUCAGACAACUCGAUCUCAGUACAUUAAAAGGAGCAUUUAAUGGCGCGGAACCAGUUCGCUCAUCAACCCUAAAAGCAUUCACAAAAAAAUUUGAAUCGGUCGGAUUCAAAGCUACAAUGUUUAAAUGUUUGUAUGGCUUAGCAGAACAUUGUGCAUACACUGUCGGAUUUCAAAAUAAACAAGGUUUUCCAACUGUCAUCGACAUAGAUCCUAUUGCUGUACGUGAAGAUCGUGUCAUAAUUAAUCAUCGCGAUCGUAAUAAUAGUGAUGGCCGUCAUCAUUACUUAGUUUCCACUGGAUUACCAAAUCUUUCUAUGCAAAUUGAAAUCAGAAUAGUUGACCCGGAGACUAAACAAUUAUGUUCACCAAAUGUUAUCGGAGAAGUUUGGGUAUCAAGUCCUAGUGUUGGCAUUGGAUAUUACGGUAGACCUGAUCUAUCGGAUGAAAUAUUCCGGGCAAAAUUGAACCUUAAUGAUCAUGGUAAUUUGGUUUCUGAUAAAGGAUCAUUUCUUAGGACCGGAGAUUUAGGUUUUAUGUACGAUGGCGAGUUAUUUAUUGCUGGAAGACAAAAGGACGUUAUUAUAAUUAAUGGUAAAAAUCAUCAUCCUCAAGAUAUUGAAUUGUCAGUCCAGCAAUCCCAUAAAUCUAUUAGACCAGGUUGUGUAGCCGCUCUUGCUGUAAAUAAUGACGAAAAAACUGGUACAGAUUCUUUAAUUAUUUUGGCGGAGGUUAGAGAAGAUUCGAAACCAACUAAAAUGGAACUAGAAGAAAUCUGUGAUACAAUAUCACGAAUAAUACCUGGUAAACAUGGAAUUUCUUGUCAAAGUGUCACCUUACUCAAACAACGCAGUUUACCCAAGACUACCAGCGGCAAAUUACAAAGAUCAAAAGCUAAAGAUAUGUUAACGCAAGGUUUAUUGGAUUCAAAAAUUUUGGAAACCUUAACUAUCGAAAAUAAGAUAAUUUCGCAAGUUCACAAAGUUUCGAGAGUUGCAUCAAAAUCUCCAAUAAAAGAAAUUGAUACAAAAUCAAAUCUGAUUCAAACUUAUGCAUUUGAUUCGAUUACCGCAGUACAAUUAGUUUCUUGUCUCAAAGAAGAAUUUGGUAUUGAAAUGAGUCCGGCUCUAAUAUUAGAUUUACCAACAAUUUCCGAACUUGCUGAACACAUCUCCAAACAACUAAGUGCCACGGCAAAUUAUCCAAAACAACCACAAAUAAUAAAACUUUCCAAAGUUCAAAGUUCAUUAAUUGAUCAAAUUCGAAAAAUUUCUCGCUUGGCGGCAAAAAUUCCAAUAGAAAUGAUUGACAUCCAAGCAAAUAUAAUCACAGAUUUUGGACUUGAUUCUUUAGCAGCAUUACAAUUAAUAUCGACGAUAAAAGAAACUUUUGGAGUAGAAAUAAUACCAACUUUGCUAUUUGACGUUAACACGAUCGAAGGUUUAUCGAAUCAUGUUUACGAAGCAAUAGUAGCAAAACAAAAAUCACAAAUUAAAUCAUUAUCAUCAUCACCGACAACUGCUACUUUUGACAUCGACAGAUUAGAAUUGGAGAAAUACGCUUCGGAAGUUUUGGUGCCACUUGCACCAAAAAAUAUUAUAAACAAACACAAUAAUCCAUUAUUUUGUAUCCAUGCACUUUUAGGAAACGUAGCAUGUUAUAUGCAUUUUGCAAAAAAUGUUGGUAUGACAAGACCAGUUUAUGGUAUUCAAGUUUCCACCAAAGAUAUUGAUGAUACGAAUACGGAUAUAUGUUCAAUGGUGGAAAAAUACGUUAAAGUAAUAACAUAUAGUCAACCAAAAGGACCGUAUCAUAUUUGUGGAUAUUCAUUUGGAGGACUUGUGGCCUGGGAGAUUGCUAAACAAUUAAUUAACCAAGGAAAGAAAGUCGGUGGAGUUUAUCUAAUAGAUGCACCAGCUCCAUUGAAGAAACUUGUAAGGCCAACUGUAAAUGCUAAAGAAGUAACAAAAAAUAAUCUAAUCUGGGAAAAGGAUAUAGAACAAUUAUUAAAGGAUGUUGACCUCAAUAACAAUAACGAUGAUGACAUUGAUGAUGCUCAAACAAAAGAAUUAAAACAAACGAUUUGCAAAUUGAUAGCUUUAAUGUACAACUAUACAGAUGAUAUUAGCUCAAAUAAUAUCAACAUACCAGUACAUUAUUGGAGAGCAAGAGAAUACAAUGGUAAGACAAACAGUUUGUUAUUGGAUCAUCCAGAGUUCCACUCUACGUAUUUUGGAUGGGAAAAUUACAACAAAAACAAUAAUAGCAAAAACAUCACAUUCCAUGAACCAUUGCCAGGCCAUCACUUUUCCAUAAUGAAAGUAGAUAAUUCUGGUAGAUUAGCAAGAGAAAUGGACAAAAUUAUUCCAGCUAUCAAAAGACGAACGGGUUCGUUAGAUUUGAAACCUUUAAUGUUGGAGAAACUUGCAAAUGCACGUCGAUUAUCAAGUGAUGAUGGCGAAAGUAAUUAUGGUAGUAGUGGUGAAGAAAUCCCUUACAACACUAAUGGUUUUACUGUAAAUAAUGGUUCAGACAAUUCCACGAAUAACAUAAUAACAAAAUGUAUAUGUGAUUUCAGAAUAAAUUUUGAUGGAUGUCAGGACGAAGAAUAUAUUUUACGACUCUCACAAUGGAUUUUAAUAAUAUAUUCGACAAUUAUAAUCUUGAUAGCGAUUGGAUUCCUUAGUCAUAAAAUAAUAAUUAGAAAACAAGCAUUUUUUUUACCACCAACUAAAGGACGUGGGAUAAUCAGACCUAUACCACAUGAUGUUGUUCAUGUUCUAACUAUUGUUUUUAACCUUUUUUUAUUGAUCCAUACAUUGAUUUUAUUGAAUGAUGCAUAUCCUAAUACGGUUUCUGCAGAAAUUGGUUCAGAUUUAUCAAAAGAAUUAGGAAUUGGUUUAGCAAUGAUUUAUCCAAUAAGCAUAAUUUACUCAACGCCAGUUCUAGGACUUGAGAAAAAGGGAAUUUUAAGUUGUAAACCAAAUAAAAAUUUGAUUGAUGCAUUAGGAUUUUUACUUCUUAUCGCACCAUUAACCACUUUACUUCCACUUGCUGCGUUAACUGGUCACUAUGCCGAUCAAAAUGAUUUAGAAAUGGCUAUGAUGUUUCAUAGGUCACAUUAUUUUAUUUGGGUUGUUUGGGGAUUGGUUUUUUUAAUUUUGAUUGCUCUUUCUUGGUUUAAACUGACGUCAACGGUUUUGAAAAAUAUCAAAGAAUCAAGAAAAAAAGAGAUUAAUGGAUAUAUAUCUGAUGUGCAAUGUACCUCUUCGACGCCCAAAAAAGCUGCUAGAAAUUUGGGUGUAGCCAUUGUGUUGUUAAUAGCUGUACUAUUAACAUAUUUGGCCAUUUUAUUAUCAUAUUCACUAUCUCGUAAAUCAAACACUCAAUUUAAUCCCACUAUUAAUUUAUUUUUCAUGUUUGCAUUGAAUUUUACAUUACCAUUUACACUGAAUAUGACUCAAUUUGUUUUUAUUUUCAGUACAUUAAGAGGAUAUCCAUUCACUCAUAGUACUGACUUAUCGCAUGAGUUAAAUGUUUCAAAUAAUAAUAAAGGAAACGACGAAUCUAUUAAAAACUCAUUCAGAGUCGACGAUUGA
Molecule: messenger RNA, 5847 nt
Organism: Entrophospora candida
Lineage: Eukaryota; Fungi; Glomeromycota; Glomeromycetes; Entrophosporales; Entrophosporaceae
Source: the annotation of a GenBank genome assembly